AGCCUCGUGCGAGCUCGGCAUUGUGCGUUCCAUCUUCGACAUUAAGGCAGCAGCUGAUCAAGCCCUUGCUCUCUUUCCUCGGCCACUCGGAGGAUUGGCGUGCCAUCAUGCCGGCUUGGAGCACCGUGCUGCGUGCCGCGCACCCCAUGCGCAGCAACGUGUCGCACCGGAUGCGCCUGGCUGUCGGUGGGCUGCGCCACAAAACCACUCUAGACUUCCGAACCUGGAAAGAGGACCCGGCCGCUGUCCUGCAGAACGCACGUCGUCGUAACGUUCGUCUUGAUCUAGAUCUCGUCCUCGCUCGUCAUGACGCCUUUACCGAUCUCGAGUACCAGUCCCGCCAGCUGCGUGCUCGCCGCAAUGAAAUCACCGCCGACAUCAAGUCGGCUCACCAGGCCGGUGACGAUGCGGUCAAGCAAGCCCUCGCAGAGGAGGCCAAGAGCUUGCGCAGUCGCCUCGCUGACGUUGAGGCAGAGCGCGAUGCAACCUACCUUGAGCUGAUGCAAGAGGCCCUUCACGUCCCGAACCACACACAUCCAGCCGUGCCAGAUGAAGAACCUACGGUUCUACAAGUUGUGGGCAGUAAGCCAGUGUUUGAUUUUGAACCUCGUGAUCACAUUGCGCUCGGCGAGAUGCACGAGCUUUUUGAUUUCGAAGCGGGUGCUCGAACAACAGGCACAAGCUUCUACUACUUGAAGAAUGCUGCGGCUGCUUUAGAGAUGGCUCUCAUCCAGCUCGCGCUCAAUCGCAUGAUGCUGGCGGGUUACAUGCCCGUUUCCCCGCCAGACGUGGUGCGGGAAUCUCUCGUGGCCGGAUGCGGCUUUCAGCCACGCGAUGAGGCUUCCCAGGUGUACGAGCUUGCGAGCAAGCAUGCGAGUGGGGCUGGCACGCUGUGUCUGGCUGGCACGGCUGAGAUCCCUUUGGCAGGUCUCAAUAUGCAGCGUACGUUUGCUGCGGAAGAACUGCCACUCAACAUGGUCGCCUUUGGACGGGCGUUCCGCUGCGAAGCCGGGUCGCACGGUACUGCCACACGAGGCUUGUAUCGUGUGCACCAGUUUAGCAAGGUCGAGCUCUUCUCGAUCAUGCCAAACGAUGAAGCGCUGAGCAAUGCGAUGCAUGAGAAAAUUCUGGCUGAUCAGGUCCAGCUAUUUACUGAUCUGGGGCUGCACUUUGAGGUAUUAGACAUGCCAGCACAUGAUCUGGGAGCGCCGGCCUAUCGAAAAUUUGACAUUGAGGCGUGGAUGCCCGGGCGAGCCAGCUAUGGAGAGAUCUCGUCCACCAGCAAUUGCCUGGAUUAUCAGUCUCGCCGUUUGGAGAUUCGAUGCAAGACGGCAGACGGGACAUCUUCAGGAUUUGCACACACGCUGAAUGGGACCGCGUGUGCGAUACCACGCUUGCUGAUUGCGUUGUUAGAGACACAUCAGCAGGCGGAUGGGAGAAUCCCUAUGCCAGCCGUUCUGCACCCGUUUUUACCACCCCAGUACCACGUGCUGGUGCCCAAGCAGCCCAAGCAACCAACGGCGGCCUAGCUCAACCGAGUUUUCGUAAUGCUGCCAUGCCAAUUUAAUUGCCUACC
Messenger RNA from Monosiga brevicollis MX1, 1576 nucleotides. RefSeq lists its product as uncharacterized. Gene Ontology annotation, biological process: mitochondrial seryl-tRNA aminoacylation. The record is from RefSeq and is a predicted model, not a curated record. The transcript has 14 exons. Bases 108 to 1529 code for a protein of 473 amino acids. Gene Ontology annotation, cellular component: mitochondrion. Gene Ontology annotation, molecular function: ATP binding; serine-tRNA ligase activity; tRNA binding. Lineage: Eukaryota; Choanoflagellata; Craspedida; Salpingoecidae.